This is a messenger RNA of Labrus mixtus (cuckoo wrasse), 6921 nucleotides long. It is a transcript of the gene ankrd6b, whose product is annotated as ankyrin repeat domain 6b. The transcript has 16 exons. Lineage: Eukaryota; Metazoa; Chordata; Actinopteri; Labriformes; Labridae. Gene Ontology annotation, cellular component: cytoplasm; nucleus. The record is from RefSeq and is a predicted model, not a curated record. Gene Ontology annotation, molecular function: protein binding. Bases 410 to 2734 code for a protein of 774 amino acids.
ACAUGUAAAUGGGACAGAGAAGAAGGAGGAGGAGGAGGAGGAGGAGGAGGCGACAGAAGCGACAGGCAAACCCACCGUGUGUUUUCACUCUGGAGUUUCCUCUCUAACAGCAGCGUGCACUUCACCGGACUCUCUGUCGGACUAUUUCACACGUUUUACCGCCCGAGUUUACACACUUUGUUUACAGCUGCUGAGAGGAUGAAGGGCAGGAACCCGGGCGGUGUGUGGAGUUUGUAGAAGAAACAGAAACACGGGGCGACUCCUCUCCAGCUCGUCUGUCCGCAGCAGAGCUCACCAUGAGUUAGAAACGUCAGAGACCCCGUCACCGCCGCUGCCUUCCCCCCCCCCCCCUCCCUCUGCCGUCCUGAGCUCCGUGUCUGACUGACAGCAGCAUCACUCGCCCCACUUCAUGAUCCAGCAGGAUGCCGCUGAGGUCCUCGCACUCUCCGAGCGCCUCCUCAUAGCCUCGCACAAGGGACAGGCGGACAAUGUGGUCCAGCUCAUCAACAAGGGAGCAAAAGUAGCCGUCACCAAGUAUGGCAGAGGCCCCCUACACUUGGCCGCCUACAAAGGCCACACUGAGGUUGUGCGCCUCCUGCUCAAAGCCGGCUGUGACCUGGACAUCCAAGACGACGGCGAGCAGACGGCACUGCACAGGGCCGCCGUGGUCGGAAACAAUGACAUCAUCAGCGCUCUCAUCCAGGAAGGCUGUGCACUGGACCGACAAGACAAGGAUGGAAACACAGCGCUCCAUGAGGUGUCCUGGCACGGCUUCAGUCAGUCCGUCAAACUGCUGGUGAAGGCCGGAGCCAACGUACACGCUAAAAACAAGGCUGGAAACACGGCCCUCCACCUGGCGUGUCAGAACGGUCACGCUCAGAGCUCCAAAGUUCUCCUCCUGGGAGGCUCCAGACCCGACAGCAAGAACCACGUUGGGGACACGUGUCUCCAUGUCGCUGCUCGGUACAACCACCUGCCGAUGAUCCGCAUCCUGCUGGGAGCGUUUUGCUCCGUUUCAGAGAAGAACCUGGCAGGGGACACACCGCUCCACGUUGCAGCUGCUCUGAAUCAUAAGAAGACAGUACGUCUGCUGCUGGAGGCCGGAGCAGAGAGCCGCAUCUGCAACAACGCAGCUCAGACAGCUCUGGACCAGGCCAGAGAGCACAACAACCCGGAUGUUGCUCUUCUCCUCACUAAAGCCCCCCAGGUGCAGAGUUUUCUGCGAGGCAGGAGUGUGAGGAAGAGGAGGGACAAGCUGAAGGCGGAGGGUCGAGCUCAGUCGGUGCCCAGAGACGAGAUGCUGCCCUGCAAGGACAGCGCGUCUGCUGCAGAGGACACGCAGAGCAGCGACCGCGCCGCCUGCAAACACGCAGAGGUGACCGAGUCAAACACCAGGCAGGGGAAGAGCAGGAAGCAGAAAGAAAAGCCGUCGCUGUCCGACCCCCUCCGCCGCAGAGAUACCCGGCACGGUGAAAGUUUUAACAAGAGGAAAGACAAACUGAGAGGAGCUGCAUGCAUCCCUCCUCACAACUACAAAGCCUACCAGCUGUACACACUGUACCGCAGCAAGGACGGAAAGAUCAUGCAGGCUCCUCUGAACGGCUGUCGCUGUGAACCUCUCAUCAAUAAACUGGAGAAUCAGCUGGAGGCCACCAAGGAGGAGAUGAAGACCGAGAUCCACACAGUCCAAGACCUGAUGAACAGCAAGAUGGGACAGCUGGACCGCAAGAACAAGCACCAGAUCCGAGCUCUAGAUAAGAUGACGGUGGAGCGAGUGUCUGCAGAGAGGAGCGAGUGUGUGCAGAGGAUCGAGCAGCGAGCUCUGCAGGAGAGGCAGGAGGCAGAGAAGAGACAGCAGGCGUCCCUGGUCAGCGAGCUGAAGAGCUGGUGUCUGUCCAAACUGCAGAACAUGGAGGUCCGCUUCACCGGAGACCCCGCCAGGCUGCAGCGCUCCUCCUCCGUGACCGAGGGCCUAAACGAGGCAGAGGGAGCCGGCCUCACCGUGCUGCCACCCGGCUCACAGUGCCUGGAGCUCCACAGCAGCCCCGUCCACCCGGACUCCAGCUGGGGGGAGGCCAGCGUGGCAGAGAGCGGCGCGAACAACCACUACUUUGUGGUCCAUGUGGAGAGUUCUCCAGAUGUGAAUAAGACUCCUGGUGCAGAGGUCGCCUCUCCUGCAGCAAAGACCCCGCUGUCUUCUGUCCAGGUGGUCCGACCUAAAGAGCGCUCAGUGAUCUGUGCAGAGGCUCAGAGGAAGAACCUGGACCUGAAGGAUGUGGACGUGAUGGAGAACCAGACGACGGGGGGCAGGAUUCACAGAGCCAGCAGCCUGUCUCCGGCCACAGAGCGGCGCUGCAGCAGCAGGACUGAAGCCGGGGUCAGAGACAAGGAGCGAGGGCGGGACAAAGGGAAGCACCACAGGAAGCACUCCCAGGGCAGGACUAAGUCCAGGGGGGCUGCCGGGGUGCGGACUCUGGAGGUGUUUGGAGAGCAGCAGCCCGGCGAGCCCUCCUUUGCCCAGGAGAAGGACAACAUGCACGCGUUGGAGGUGACACAGUACUUCUUCGAGGCGGUGUCGACGCAGAUGGAGCGCUGGUACGAGAGGAAGGUGCAGGAGGCUCGCUGGCAGGCCAAUCAGAGAGCGGAGGCUGACAGAGCCGCUCUGAUCGAGAGGAUCACCUACCUGGAGGACGAGCUGCGCAUGCUGAGGACAAACAGACACGAUGACUGCUAACACACAGCUCAUAUGAUGUUACCAUGGAAACUGGUAAACACCAUGUGUGUAAUGAUAUUCCCACAUCCACUAGUUUUCCUUUUUCUUAUCUACUGACAGUUUGGAAGCUCAAAUUAUAAAAAAUGUGAAACUGAUAUACAAGUUGUAAAAAGAAAUAGAUCAGAAUAUAACCAUUUGAUGCUAACACAUAGAUAACAAACUGAAAAGACUGGGGCUGCCAGAUAGCCGAGCUGUUAUGUUGCGCACUGCAUGUACCAAGGCUACAGUCCUGGUCUAAGUGUCUGUGGGUUUGAAUCUGACCCCGCCCCUUUCCUGCAUGUCAUCUCCAACUCUCUCCUCCCAACAUUUCCUGUCUCUCUUCAGCCGUCCUAUCCAAUAAAAGUAAAAAUAACGGUGAAUGACGAUGAAAAAUGUAAAUCUGGAGGGACAUUUUUCAAGUUUAAGGACAUAUUUGAUAACCUAUUAGCCACUCUUAAACAACAGCUCGUUAGUGUGCAAAGCUUUCUUGGCUAAAGGAACCCCUUUGUGAGUAAUAUGACAGAAAAGCCAGAUAUGAGCCAAUGAGAGCCUGAGUUGAGAGGAGGUGCGUGCCUCUUCUAUUCUGAACACGAGGAUAAACUGCUUGAAUCAAUAACUAAAAAUAAAAGGGAUUCUGUAAUCAAACAGGAAGGACAGUACCCUCAGCUUAAGACAGUACAACAUUUCAAAAUAAAAGCCUAACACAAACAGUUUUUUAAAUGCAGAAUAAUGGAAUUUCAAACAUGCGAUUAAUUAUUGAAAUUCAGCGAUUAAUCGCCAUCAUAACAUGUAAUCAAAGGCUGUUGUCUUCUUUUGUGUUGUUCUGAUUCUAGUGUUUGGUUAAGUUAUAUUCAGUGUUAGUGCACAGCUGUGAGCAACAUAUAUGCAUAUACCCCCCCCCCCCCCACCUCCUCCAGGAACAUUGGGGGGCCCUGAAAACAUUUUUUUGAUCUAAUGAUUAUAUUACGAGGAAUUGGCUGAACGCUUACGUUUAGCUGUCAGUAAGUCAUGAGAUAUUCAUUUGUUUAACCAGGACUUGGCCAGAUGUCCCCCCAGAUUUGUCCUUUUAGUUACUGGUGGAAUCGGGAAAUAUAGACAUUAAACCCGGGUUACACCAACACAACUCGAUGAAAGCAUUUGAGCUUCCAAACCCAGACUUCACAUCAGAGGAUUAUGGCCACAGGAUGACAGCCAAAGACUGUAUAAGCAGUGGACGUAGCCACCAUGAUGUCACUUACUGAAGCGUCUUAAUGCCAUCUUGCUUCUUGUAGCUUGGAGGGAGUGAUUUGAAGAGAUGAUGAACCUGGAGAGGAGCGAGGGGUUGCACUUAGACAGGUGCAUCACUACUUUAAAUAACUGAUAUUAAUUGUGAUUCAUAUUUCUGCAGGUAAAACCAUUCUUUGAGCUAAAAGAAGAAAAUAUCCCAAACUCCACAGAGUGUCUUUAGUUCUACCAAUCACUGAACAAGUCAUUUUUCUGGUUUCCCUGGUAGCUUCUUAAAAUCACAGGUAGCCCCGCCCAUAAGCACCCCCUGCUCUCUGGUCUCUUUAACUCUAAAUGGGACCAUAACUUACUGAACGAACAUCCUGCUGUAUUGAAAAGGACUUGAAACUAAAGAUUGAGACCAUGAUGUCAUCAGGAAAAUGUUUCCUGAAGGAAGAAAUCAACUGCGAACAUUUCAUCAUUUCAUUGACGUCUGUACAAUCAGACUUCAGGAAGCUUCCUACUCUUUUUUUAUAUUCAGUCAACAGAUGCCUAAACAAAGCUCCAUCUUCAAAACACCAUCCUGUCGGUAGUCAUGGUAACACUGCACAGGUGAAUUGAGAUGUGUACAUACAGUUUUAUAGUAAUAAGGCAGCUCUUGUGCACUGUGUGUUGUAAAUAAACCAGUAGACUGAAAGCUAGAUAUUGAUCUCAUGUGCCAUUGAAAAGAUGGACUCUGUGCGUCACGAGAAUAUUAACAACUCUAGCGUCUUUAACUUUAACGAGUUUGAGAUGAUCUGAAGAAAGUGAGAGCGGUCUGAAUGGAGGACUAACAGUGUAAUAAGCUUUGUGUUUAUCAGUGCAUGCUGGAAUCAGACCUGUGACUUCAAUGAACAACCCACUGCCUAUUUAUGACGGGCUGAAAGAACACAGUAUGCACCACCACCACCACCACUAUAUAUAUAUAUAUAUAUAUAUAUAUAUAUAUAUAUAUAUAUAUAUAUAUGAAUUAUAUAUGUAUAAAGUGUUCAUUGUGCUGCAUGAUAUAAUGUGUAUUUUGAGGCUGGAGUGUGCCCAAUCUAUAUAUGAAGACUUUUACAAUGUGUCAGUUUAACAAGUGAGUAGGUGGAUCCACAAAAAAGAACCAUAUUGUUAUGCUUUUAUUCUUUAUAACUUGUCAUUCUUGGAUGAUUUUCUUGUUAAUUCAGAAAAACUGAGCAGAUUUUGUGUAUGCAACACGCUUCUUCUUCUCACCAGUACACUGUAGUUUGUUCAUUUCAUACACCCUGAUGUUACACUGAGCCACCCUGCAGAGGCUUUAACACCAAAGGAGUGUUGAGGGUUCCCUCCAGGUACUCCUGCCUCCUCCCACACUCCAAACACAGACUAGUUAUGUUGAUUGGUGAUUCUACAUCCUCAUUAUGUGUGAAUGUGAGUGUUGCUGGUUGUCCGUCUUUAUAUGUCAGCCCUGUGAUUGGCUGGUGAACAGUCCAGGGUGUACCCCCACCUCUCACCCAAUCAAUGCUGGGAUCGGCUCCAGCUUCCUGCGACCGUGAACAGGAAAAGCGAUAUAGAUGAUGGAUGGAUGUUUAAAAGUGAGGGAAAUCUGCUUUUUCUUCAUUUCUACUAAUAUGGACAUUUUAUAAUAAAAAUACUUUUGACACUUCUUGGUUGCACAAAGACACGACUGUGAACACUGUGAAAGUUUAUAUUUAUUUCUGUGGCACACUCCAGACUCUUUAGAUUUGGAUAAACAAGAAACUUUCAAACAGCAUCAAACUCUAUAUGUCCUGUCGAUUAAAGAACGUAUCCUCCCUCUUGACAAAGAAUCAUCAGCAGCUACUUCAGAGAUCAUUAUUCCUCCCUUGCAUGUUUCUCUAAAGUGAUGGUUUGUGAAUUUUCUGUCUUCAGUUAUGAAAUCAGGAACAUAUUAAAGGUCACAUAUUACAUAGAACACACUUCACCAUGUUUUUCAAACACUUAUAUGUGUCUCUAGUCUGUCUACAAACCCCCCAAUGAUGAGAAAAGUCCAUCCUCCAUCUUUUGCCUGCUCCACUUUUCAGAAAAUGUGUGCUUAAACAGGCUGUUUGGAGAUGUUCCCUUUGUGACAUCACAAAGGACAGUAACCCCUCCCCCAGGUGGGUGACACUCCCACAGCUAGGUGUUUGUUCUGUCCUCUGAGUCUGCCUUCUCACUGUAAACAAUCAGGCAUGGUGCAAGAAAGCACAAGCCACAUCCCUUUCCAGAGAGGGGGCGUGGUCAGACACAGCUCAUUUACAUAUUUAAAGGUACAGACACAGAAACAGCCUGUUCUGAGCAGGGCUGAAAUAGAGGGGUUUAUAGACAUGAUCAAAUACAGGAUCAGAGUGGAUUUAGAACAAGACACUUGAGAUUUAUUUAAACUGGUUGGAAAGGAGAAUAUGUGACCUUUAAAUCAGUACUGAAAAAGAAUCAUUAGUUGCAGCGCUCUUCAACACAAACUAACCCCUCUCCUGAUCCUGAACAGCUAACUACAUUUAACCUCUGCUGGUCUUUGUCUGCCUGUACAUGAUCGUUGUAACAUAAAGAUGGAUUGUGUUUGAAGCUGUUGCAUGAAGAAAGCUCAGAGUUGUGUUGCAGUAUUCUCGUCUGCUGUGUGUUUGGUGUAGUGACCGUCUGUUCAGCUCAACAAAAUCUAACUGCAGAGCCACAGCUCCCUAGACCUACGUUUUAUUAGACGAAUGCAUGGGCAGGUUUGUGGCAUUAUUUGAAAUGUAAUACUCUCUUAAAUUGUGUUUUUUAACUUUUACUACCUAACCAGGCAGGAGAUUAUGUUAACCUUUGAUAAACCUGCACAACGGUCCAAAGUUGGUGCUCUGUGGCUCUGUAGUUUGAUGUUAGUUGGUUCGUUUUUCAUGAAUUAAUGUUGAUAUGAAUAAUGCACUCUGAAAACAUAUUUUGUAUUAAUUAAAUGAUCUUUCUACUUC